CUACUUCACUUAUCAUAUAUAAAUCAUUAUCAACGUCUAAAUCAAUCAAGAUGGAAGCUGUGGAUCGUAGUGAGGCUGAGAAGACGGUGAAAGAAUUUGACGAAACCAAAGCUGGUGUCAAAGGAAUUGUCGACUCUGGAGUGACCAAGAUCCCAAGAAUGUUCGUACACCCUCUAGAGGAUUUGCAACAAAACAACAUGGAUCAUGAUCUCCGAGUUCCAAUGAUUGAUCUCAAAGGCCUUGAUCAGAGCCCCGAGAGGCGAAAAGAAGUCAUCAAUCAGAUAAGCAAAGCAGCUGAAGCGUGGGGCUUCUUUCAGAUAGUGAACCAUGGAGUUCCACUUGAUGUUAUGGAGGAGGUGCUGAAAAGUGUUCGACGCUUUCACGAGCAGCCCCAUGAAGCCAAGGUGGAAUGGUACUCACGCGAUUUUACAAAAAAGGUAAACUACUUCAGCAAUGGCUAUUUGAAGUUGUCCACUCCGGCGGAUUGGAGGGACACGUUAUCCUGCAACUGCCAGUUCCUAGAAGAUGAAAGCAACUUCCAAGCGCUGCCUCGAGUAUGCAGAUGUGAAAUUGUGGAGUACAGUAAGCACUUGACUGUACUCCGGGAGAAACUGUCCGAAUUAUUGUCUGAAGCUUUAGGCCUAAGCAGUGACUACCUUUCAACCCUAGGGUGCUUCAAAUCAUCAACACUAUCGUGCCAUUAUUACCCAGUUUGCCCUGAGCCCCAUUUGACUUUAGGUGCAACCAAGCACUCGGACAUCCUCUUUCUCACUUUGCUGCUUCAGGACAGUAGUGGUGGCUUCCAAGUGCUUCAUCAAAAUGUUUGGGUUAAUGUUCCUCCACUGCAGGGAGUUUUGGUAGCAAAUAUUGGUGACAUGAUGCAGAUCACUAGCAAUGACAAGUUCAAGAGUGUGGAGCACAGAGUUUUGGCAACACGACUUGCAGAGCCCCGAACAUCAGUUGCAUGUUUCUUCACUGCAGACGACAAGCUCAAACCAUUCGGGCCAAUAAAAGAGCUCGUAUCAGAUGUCAAUCCCCCAAUUUACAGGAACAAUAUCAGUUUUGGGGAAUACAUAGCCUAUUAUAGGCAGAAGGGACAAGAUGGAAACUCUAAAAUUCCUCAUUUUAGACUCAUGAAGUGAUGUACAAUUCUGUUUUCAUGUAAUAAUGUAAUUUCAAUAACAAAGUCUGGCAAUAGAUAAUAAAUGGAUGUAUUGUCUAACUUUGGCAUAAACUUGGAGAAUGCUCUGGUUCGUGCCAAAUAUUGGUGUAUUGUAACCUCCGAGUUUACAUGUAUGAAGCAAAAGCUUUGCUAUUUUCAUGCGAGAUAAUGGGUUUCACAAAGAAGGUGAAUUAUUACA
Molecule: messenger RNA, 1361 nt
Organism: Rosa rugosa (rugosa rose)
Lineage: Eukaryota; Viridiplantae; Streptophyta; Magnoliopsida; Rosales; Rosaceae
Product: 1-aminocyclopropane-1-carboxylate oxidase homolog 1-like
Exons: 2
Coding region: 51-1142 (363 amino acids)
Source: RefSeq, a predicted model, not a curated record